Molecule: messenger RNA, 4834 nt
Organism: Mercenaria mercenaria
Lineage: Eukaryota; Metazoa; Mollusca; Bivalvia; Venerida; Veneridae
Product: heat shock 70 kDa protein 12A-like
Exons: 6
Coding region: 281-1954 (557 amino acids)
Molecular function (GO): ATP-dependent protein folding chaperone; ATP binding
Source: RefSeq, a predicted model, not a curated record
UGCAAAUGUAAUCAAACGUUUUCUUAUUUCAUGUCAAUUUGUAUAAGCGCCAAAAUUAGAGCAUAAAGAAAAAAUUACAUGACUUAACCGGAAGGAAUAACAAAUAUCUCCCUUAACAACUAUCGGUUGAAUGAGCAUGCAAUAUAAGAUUUUGUGGAUGUGAUAUUUACGUGUGAACUUUAACUGCUGAAUUAACUUUAAAUCUAGUCUGAAAAAUGUGAUGUCUAUAACCAUGAUUAAGAAAUAAAGGUAGUGUUAACUAGUGAGGAAAUAAUUUAUCAUGAAGCAAGAGAGAAAGUUCCAGGAGCCAUGUCCAGGCAAUAAUGUGCAUGAUGCAGCAGUAGUGGCAGCUAUUGAUUUCGGUACUACAUAUUCUGGUUGGGCUUACUCUCUCCGGACUGACCUUGAAGUUGAUCGAACAAAAGCUUAUUCUAAAUACUGGAAUUCGGGUUCCACUCAGACUGAAAAAACACCUACAUGCAUUUUGAUUCGACCGGACGGACAAACAGUAGAAGCCUUUGGAUAUGAUGCCGAAGAUAGAUACAGGGAUUUAACUGAGAGUGGGGAACAUGUGAACUACUAUUACUUCCGCCGUUUCAAGAUGUCAUUAUGCAGAAAGAUUGGAGAGAAACUGAACAGAAACAUGACGAUUGAAGAUGUAAUGAAUCGCUCUCUUCCUGCUCUUGAUGUGUUUGCAAUGAGUAUCAGAUUUUUGAAGGACGAUCUUUUGAGUGCUGUUCAGAGAAGCAUUUUAGGAGGCGUACGAAAGCAGGACAUGAAUUGGGUAUUGACAGUACCUGCCAUUUGGACAGAUGGCGCAAAACAGUUCAUGAGAGAAGCAGCGAUUAAGGCUGGAAUCGAAAGGAGAAGACUAACUAUAGCGUUGGAACCCGAAGCAGCUUCAAUGUAUUGUUGUCAUCUACCAGUCGAAGCUACUGUAUGCAACACUGGAGUCAGUAUUUCAUCGUUUCAAGUCUGGACACGGUACAUGGUUCUAGAUGCCGGAGGAGGAACUAUCGAUAUAACCGUGCAUGAGGUAGAUACGGAUAACGGUGUGAAGGAAGUACAUGCUGCUUGUGGAGGUGGAUGGGGCGGUACAACUGUUGACGAAGAAUUUGAAAAUCUGUUAACCGAUUUGCUUACAGAAGAUGGUUAUUUGCAGUUUAAGAUGGAGAAUAUGGAUGAUUGGUGUGAUUUGUGGAGGGAUUUUGAGGUUACAAAAAGGGCAAUUACUGCUGCAGCAAACACAUCAGUCAGGAUGAGGCUCCCACAGUCGCUAGGAGACACGAUGCAUCGGCUGAACAAAGGUAGUUUAUCAAACAUCAUUAGCCGUUCAAGAUUUACAGAUGAUAUAACUUUGGUUCAAGACAAAAUCAAAUUUUCGCCUGAAAUUUCGAAAUCAUGGUUUCACAUUUCUGUUGACAAGACGAUAGACCUGGUCCGAAGCAUACUAUCAAGGGAUUUGGAUAUUACAGCAAUUCUUAUGGUGGGAAGACUUUCGGAGUCUUCUGUAUUGCAGGACGCUGUAAGGUCCGCAUUCAACAAUAUUAAAGUUCUCAUUCCUAGAGAGGAAUCAUAUUCCAUUCUUAAAGGGGCCCUAAUCUUCGGUCACUUACCAAAAGUUGUAACUGAACGCGUUCUAAAAUACACGUACGGAGUCAGUUCGUUCGAUACUUUCGUUGAAGGACAUCAUCCAGAGAGCAGACGUCUCAAGACGGACGUUGGUGUUGUUUGUCGAAACAUAUUAAGCAAACAUGUAGAAAUAAAUCAGAGGGUAAGAGCCGGAGAGCCGCAAGUCUGGCAUGCGUAUAAUCUCCAAUUUAAAUCUCAAACGCAGAUGGAAAUAUCUUUAUAUGCAUCUGAAAAGCCAAAUCCAAUCUACACAGAUCAGGGUUGUUUUUUCGUUGGAAAGAUGUCAGUUGACAUUUCUGAUCAAAGUGACGCCUUAGAUUGAGAGAUAUUAGUUGCUCUCACUUUUAUUGGAACAGAAAUUGUCGUGGAAGCCAUAGAUAGGAAAACAGGCCAUAAACAUCGACUUUCUUUGAUAACGUUUCCUUGAAUGCGGCAGGUACUUGUAUAAGGCAAAUGUCUUUGUUAAUUGUAACUUGAAGGACAGAAAUAUUCUCGCUUUAACAAAUCAAAAAUAAAAUUGACUUUAUAUUCAAAGUAUUAAAGGAUACUUAACCGAGAUUUUCAUAUGUUGAAAUAUAUUUGCAAACUACAGAACUGAGUUUGGAAUAGAUCUCGGUCAGUUUGAUAUGAAUUUGCAAAGAGAAAUUAUCAAAACAUUUUGCAAAUUUAAUCAAAAGAAAUGGCCAAAUUAAUUAAAUGUUUGAUUCUGAAAAUAUUGUUUUCAUAAAUGAAUGAUUAACAUGUUAUUUUCUAUCCAUCACAAUUAAUAAUACUUUACAAUAUAACCUAAACAGAGAUUAUUAUUAUCAAGUAACAGGUGCCAAUUUCCAAAUUAUUCAUUUUGCAUACACUUUUGUACAAAUUAGUAUAUGUAUAAGUCAGAAGUAGGUGGGGUACAUUUUUACGACUUCAUGAAAAGAUGUAGGCCUUAAAUAACAUGUACAAUUUGCUUACUAGUAUCAUUAGAAUAGAAAAAUGUUUUCCUUUUAAACUGAGCUACUAUUUGCCUUAGAUUGUGCGAGUAUAUGUACAGUUGUAUGUAUAAAUGAUUUUGAAAUCAACAUCUGGAACUUUAUAAUUGACCUUCAUUAUGUGUGUGCUUAAUGUCACAUUGAGUAAUGAUAAGCAGCAAACAAUUUCAUGACAUAGAAUACAUGUAAAAAGGUUACUUUUUCUUUGAACCUCGUCAUUCAAAUUGAUUAUUACAGCAAAGGCGUUAUAAAGUAAGAGAGCCUGUUUUUGUUAUAAUAAAUCGCAUUUAUAUUAUAAGCAUUAGGUAAUCUACUAAAAGUAUUAUAGUAAGUAUGUGUUUUCAUGACAGCCUUGUCAUUAUAUCAUAGUUUCCUAGUACGACCCAAGACUCGUUCCACUCAUGAAUGAUAAUAAUCAUGUUAUACUUUCAUGUCAUCAACAAACAAAUUUCAAAUACUUUUUUUUGCCUAUCUUUAUAGCCUCAUGCAUUUACAUGGGUGUAUGUAGCGUUGCUGCUCUGAGGGUAUCGAAAUUUUGUGUCUAAUUAGCCUGAUAUACUUCGAACUUUCACAGGUAAACAAACUAGAUGAGCAAAUGACCAUAAAGGAAGUUUUUUUUCUAUGACUAUUUAUACCACAGUUAUAAGUCUUUGAUGGAUGUGCUAUGUAGAGUAUAAAGAAAACAAAUUGUGUGUUUAACUCCUCCUUUUAGUCUGAUUUGUUUCAAAUUUUCACAGAUAAAUAAGCUUGAUGUUGAGAUGCCCAUAAAGGAAAGACUUUUUUCUGUGAAUAGUUUUACCAUCGUAAUGGCCCUUUGAUACAUUUUGCUAUGUUGAAUAUGGAGAAAAGUCGUGUGUAGCCAACCCCUCAAACACUAUUUGUCUGAUCUUGGUAUGCAGAUGACCAGGAAGGAAGGAAAGUUUCUGUUCAUAUUGUUUCAGCUGCUAUGGCCCUAGGUUAUAUGAUUUGCUAUAUAAAGGAUGGAACAGUAUGUUGGGACAUCUGUGUCCUAUGGACAGAAUUCUAGAUUUUCAUUUAUUUAUUUACACUUUAUCAGUUAAAGGUUUUGUAUUUAAGUACCAUGGGAAAGUCUGCUUUGAGGAUUUACGAUGAAGAAUCAGUUUUAAGAGACGUAAAUAUCCAUUAAACAAAGCAUCGUGGGUGGGAAUAGGGCUAAUUACUCAGAAUAAGGAUGGCGUCCAAUAUGAUUCGGCAUCUAUAAUCGGAUUCAUGAGUCAAAAAUUAUUUCAAUGCUUAUUACUUAUUUUGAGUAUAUCAUUUUCUUAGAAUUAAAUAUUUUAUUUAGCUUAAAAUAGCAUCUAUCAUGUGCAUGUAGUUCAGAGUUCACUUGCUAGAUAAGCAUAUUGUGUACUUACGGAAGUAAUCAUAAAAUACGUGUGAUUCACACUGAACCCCAAAUAAAAUAGAGAACAGUAGAAUCUUCACAGGUCGCUCAACACGGCAGAAAAGAAAAUGUUGCAGGCUCGGUUUGAUUGAGCCUGUUCAUGGACGGUAGUGGAAAUGCAUUCUACCGUCCACGCCCUCUAGCCCCGGGUGAGCAGAACUCAACAUUUACACAUGCUAAAAGUACAAAAAGCAAUUUAGAGACAUCCGCAGAUGUAUUCAAACGGCGAUGAAGUUAUCUUUACAAUAUGAGUUUUAAUUUUCAUUUCAUAUCACACAAGAAACUAUGUUACAUACCUUAAGAUUUCCGAUUUUUUUUUAAUAAGUGUUUAAUUGUAUUUAUGCAUUUAAUAUUUAGUUGCCAAAUAAAUCCUUAUUUGCAUCUUUGUUGUAUAAAGAGUCUGAUUCAUUAAAACUACUGGUGAUGUGAGUUCGUUGAAUACUAGUAAAGGACCAUGUGUGAUGAGGGGUGUUUUGGGCCCCUCGAUCCAAUUUUGUUUUUAAAUGCAUCAUUAGAUUAUAAAAUAUGUCUAUUUUCUUGAUUUAGUUGCCAAAUACCUGAACAUAUACAUGCGUCCAAGUGUGAAUGAUUGGUUUAUGAGGUGGUAUGCUUAAAAAAGUGCCAUACUGAAGUUAUUAUUUACUUACUUUAGAACCUGACCUGAUCAUAAAUAAUGAUUGCUAAUACAGUAAAAUAAUUCAUUUUGACAUUUAAUAUCCAUUAUGAUACUUGAAUAAGAAACAAAUAUAAAGGGAGAUAACUCUUCUUUACUCAAAACAGCUGAAAAGUAAGGUAAAAUUGUAUUUCCUCAAAUAAAAUAAAAUAA